Molecule: messenger RNA, 1272 nt
Organism: Xylaria bambusicola
Lineage: Eukaryota; Fungi; Ascomycota; Sordariomycetes; Xylariales; Xylariaceae
Product: glucanase B
Exons: 3
Coding region: 1-1272 (423 amino acids)
Source: RefSeq, a predicted model, not a curated record
AUGACGAACCCAACAACUCAAAUUGCUCUCAAGAACACCACGAGCUCCUCGACAGUGUACGCCUACGUUACAGGUCUAGACAUCAACAGGAACUACACCUACGCCUUUCUACGGUCCGACGGCAAGACGCUGUACUAUCCUGAGUCACCAUCACAGCCACUCCAACCUCUCGGGGCCGAUUGUGCAAUCCCACUAGGUGCUCCGGGCAGCACGACCACAGUUACGAUUCCUCAGCUUGCUGGCGGCCGCAUCUGGUUCAUCGUUGGCGACAAGCUCACCUUCUUCCUUAACCCCGGCCCCGGAAUCGUCGAGCCCAGUGUCACGAACCAAGAUGAUGUCAAUUAUAAGCUCAACUGGGGCUUCUGCGAGUUCACCUGCUACGUCGACUUCGUAUCUCUUCCCAUCGCUCUUGAGCUCCGCAACACUGCGGGAAAGACACAGGUCGUCCAGGGCCUGCCCAAGGACGGUCUAGAUCAAAUCUGUGCCAAGUUGACACAGCAGGGCGCUUCUGAGAAUGCGGCUUGGGGAAAACUUAUCGUCAAGGGCGCCGAUGGAAAGAACUUGCGUGCGCUGAGUCCCAACAGCGGACGUAUUGCCAACAGCCACCUUUUCGACGGCUACUACCAAUCCUACGUAGACCAAGCUUGGGCCAAAUACGCCAACGAGGACCUCAAAGUGGACACGCAGGCGCAAUGGGGCGUCGUCACAGGCCGUGUCAACGCCAACGGCCUCCUGAGCUUCCCCAACGUAGGCACAUUCGCGAAGCCAUCAGCCAUCGACAUCUUCAGCUGCAGCACGGGGCCCUUCGGGAGCUAUCCUGUAGCGACGCGCGAUCAGAUGGGGGCUAUUGGGGCGCGCCUGGCCGCGGCGCUGAACCGCACGACGCUCGUGUCCAACGCGAACCAGCCUGACGCCAUCUCGUCCAACGGGACCAAUAACUACUACAAGGCGAGCCCGACCAACCACUACGCGCGCAUCGUUCACAGCGUCAACCUCGACGGCAGGGGAUACGCCUUCCCCUACGACGACGUCGUCCCUAGUGGGGCUACGGGACCCGAUCAGGCGGGCACCGUCUUCGAUGGAUCGCCGGAGUUGCUCACUGUUACUGUGGGCGGGCCGGCGAGUGGGAGUGCAAGGGAGGGCGGGACUGGGAAGGAUGUGGUUGGAGGCGGAGAGGAGAAGAAGAAGAAGAAGACCAAGACAUUCAUGGGUGAACUCGAGGGAUUCUUCAAGAGGAUGAUGUCGAUGAUCAAGGGAGUCUUCCACAAGUGA